CUGGCACUAGAAAGUAUUUAUGCUACUAUACAUGGUAUCGUGACGGGGCAAAUAAACCAGACAAAAGGUCAAAUCUACUUCCCUUUCAUGUAUACAUUAUUUAUAUUUAUAUUAGUAAAUAACUUAAUAGGACUAGUUCCUUAUGGUUUUGCAACUACUAGUCAUUUUAUAUUAACAUUUGCAUUAAGCUUUACAAUAGUGCUAGGGUCUACAAUUCUUAGUUUACAGAAACACGGUUUGAAGUUCUUUUCACUCUUUGUACCAUCUGGUUGUCCUUUAGCACUAUUACCUUUGUUAGUUUUAAUUGAAUUUAUUUCAUAUUUGGCUAGAAAUGUGUCAUUAGGAUUAAGAUUAGCUGCAAAUAUUUUAAGUGGUCAUAUGCUUCUAAACAUCCUUAGUGGAUUUACAUACAAAAUAAUGAUGUCAGGAUUCUUAUUUUUGAUACUAGGGUUAUUACCAUUAUCAUUUAUUAUAGCUUUUUCAGGUUUAGAGUUAGCUAUAGCAUUUAUUCAAGCCCAAGUUUUUGUCGUUUUAUCUUGUAGUUACAUUAAAGAUGGUCUAGAUUUACAUUAA
Molecule: messenger RNA, 573 nt
Organism: Aplosporella prunicola CBS 121167
Lineage: Eukaryota; Fungi; Ascomycota; Dothideomycetes; Botryosphaeriales; Aplosporellaceae
Exons: 1
Biological process (GO): proton motive force-driven ATP synthesis
Molecular function (GO): proton transmembrane transporter activity
Source: RefSeq, a predicted model, not a curated record